AUGACCGAAGCUGUUUUUCAUAAGGAACGUCAUAUUAAGUAUUUCCUACGAUGCCUCAAGACGUUUUUACCGAACUUAUAUACCUCCAAUGACUCGAGCCGCAUCCUCCUCGCUUACUUCACCGUUGCAGGCUUGGAUCUCCUAGGCGAAUUAUAUAACAAAACCACUCUCGAAGAGCGGCAAGGGUAUGUCGAGUGGAUCUACCACUGCCAAGUGCCCUCGGGGGGCUUUCGGGGAUUCACAGGGACCGACUUUGGGUCAGAACGGCGAACACCAGAAAAUGAAGCUUGGGAUCCGGCCAACGUUCCCUCGACAUUCUUCGCAUUGGUGAUAUUGUUGAUCUUGGGUGAUGAUCUAUCACGGGUAAAGCGCACUGAGUGUCUACAAUGGCUCUCCAGAAUGCAGCGCGAAAACGGGAGCUUUGGCGAGGUCCUCGGCACAGAAGGGAAGAUUGAAGGCGGCGGCGAUCUACGAUUUUGCUGUUUCGGUGCCGGGACGCGAUAUAUACUGAGAGGGAAAUGUGGGAAUGGCCUUGAGGGUAUUAUGGAUAUAGACGUGGAUAAAUUGGUUGCGUUUAUCGAGGCCUGUCAGGCAUACGACGGCGGCAUAGGAGAGGGGCCCUUCUGUGAAUCCCACUCUGGUCACACCUAUUGUGCUAUUGGUGCUCUAACAUUCUUGGACCGUCUUUCGAAGAACCAUAAACCGAUCGCGCUGCUUUCGCCCAAAGCUGUCCCCUUCGACUCUUUGGUCAGAUGGCUUGUUGCACGACAAACAUCUGAGCUCGGCGAUGAUGAGGAAGAAUCUGACGAUGAAGAUGGCCACGGCGUUGGUGGAGUCAGAUCUCUGUCAGCGACAGUUGAGGAGCCCAGUAUAGACACGAAAGUCGAUCAGCUCCCUGUUGUACCGCCGGAGACGGAGGGUUCAUUGCGAUGGGCAGGAUUCAACGGGCGGUGUAACAAAUACGCCGAUACUUGCUAUUCUUUUUGGAAUACUGCAUCUCUGAAUAUGAUGGAUAGGCUAGCUUUGGUGGACGCGGCUCGGAAUCGGCGAUACCUCUUAGAGAAAACGCAGCAUAUCGUUGGUGGAUUCGGAAAGGGCGUUGGAGAGCCACCAGAUCUGCUGCACUCUUACUUCGGAUUAGUAUCGCUCGCAUUUCAAGGUGAGCCGGGCCUUGAAAGUGUCGAUCCAGCACUUUGUGCAAGUCAUCGCACACUCGCCCAGUCCUACCAUGAACUUCUCGAGGAAUUCUCAUCAAAGGAUCUUCGGAGUGUAGGGAACUAUACUCUCGGAAGGCUAAUUGGGAAAGGUUCCUUCGGCAAGGUUUACCUUGCGUCCCAUAAACUCACUAAUGGUUCCAAGGUUGUGCUCAAGUCCUCAAGUAGGGAAGAUACGAAUCUGCCGCGUGAGAUUCAUCAUCAUCGCCAGUUUUUACAUCCUCACAUUGCCCGCCUCUACGAAGUUAUUGUAACAGAAAAGCUGGUUUGGCUGGUGCUGGAAUAUUGUCCAGGUGAUGAGCUUUAUAACUACCUUCUUCAUCAUGGCCCACUGCCUGUCGACAAAGUGAAGAGGAUUUUCACCCAACUUGUCGGUGCCGUGGCCUAUGUUCACAGCAAGUCUUGUGUUCACCGGGACCUAAAACUGGAGAAUAUUUUACUAGACAAACAUGAGAAUGUCAAACUGUGUGAUUUCGGGUUCACCCGGGAGUACGAGGGCAAAGCAAGCUACCUGCAAACAUUCUGUGGUACGAUAUGUUAUAGUGCCCCAGAGAUGUUGAAGGGUGAGAAGUAUGCAGGCGAAAAGGUCGAUGUGUGGAGCUUGGGCAUCAUUUUAUAUGCCCUCCUCGCUGGGGAGCUCCCAUUCGACGAGGAUGACGACCAGGUUACCAAGACUCGGAUCCUUACGGAGGAUCCUGCUUACAAUGACAGAUUUCCGGAUGAUGCAAAAACUCUCAUAAACUUGCUCUUAUCAAAGCGCCCUCUGAUUCGGCCGAGCCUAGACGAAAUUUUGGCACAUCCGUUCCUUGCCGAACAUGCUCCGGAACAAUUGGCAAUAUUGAAAAUUCCACGACCUGCUCCUUUUACUACGCCUCUAGAGAGGACAACCUUGCAGCGGAUGAAAAGUGCCGGCGUCAAUAUUGAUGAAGUGAUGGACAGCGUCCUUGCUCAGCGAUGUGACCCACUCGCUGGUUGGUGGGCAUUGCUGAUCGAAAAAGAACAACGGAAGGAGCAAAAACGAGAGCGUAAGCGAAGGGAGCGAGAAGCUGAAGUGAAGAAUAUUCGUCGCUUGAGCGCGGCUAGCAGCCGGCUAGAGAAAAUUUCAGCCGCCCUUGUCGAGGUUGAUGAGGAGGGACAUACCUCUCUGAAUGCACCUCUCCAGGAGCGAGGUCGCAGGGAUCGACGGAGCUUACCUUCGCAGUUUGCUGUGCCUGAGCUGCCCAGUCUACCAGAGCCAGUUUCCAUCCAAUCCCCAGCUUCCAGCAACCCACCUCCCGUUGACAAAGACUCUGUUCGGUCUGCUAGUUCUACCCGACACCGCCCAUUACCACCUCCCAAAGAUAGGAGACGAUCAAGCAGGCCAAGUGCAUUACAUGUAAGCGCGUCUCAGCCCGAGCUAGCCCAACAUAAUGGAAUCUUCAGGCGUCGCACAGGGCGCCGUCAGUAUCCAAUCCUCAGUCAACUGGCGUCCCUCAAACAUUGGUUCGUCGAGUCUACAAAGAGAGCCAAGUCCCCCCACAGCAAAGUUCCUGGUGCACAAGGGACCCAUCGCAAGUUUCUUUCAGACAAGCUAAGCCCAUCUAAAGGGCAGGAUACAGGGAAGAAAUCUGCGCAGUCUUCUUCAGCCGUCCCUGCAACGGGAGAGUUGUCGACACCGACGCAGAUAAAGCGCGCUUCCAAUGCCAGCAGCCUGGCCCGCAGUAGUGCUUCCUAUCCCAAUCACCGCCACUCCUAUCCUCGCCAGACUCGACCUUUAAGCACCAAUGCAAGCCACCGGAACUCCUUGUCUCCCUCUCCAAUCACGCCUAGGGGUUCCUACAGGCGAUCUUCUGCUGGUCUGCGAGGCCGCAAGUCAACCUCAUCUUCGAUUUCCUCAAUUCGUAGCAUCCACCAUACUCACACCCAUUCAAAGGCAUCAUCUGUCUCGUCAAACAGUAUCGGUUCAGCAUCAACCCCGACAGCUCGGGCCUCCAGAUCACCGCAUUCUUCCGUCAAAGUUCUCCCCACUACGCCCAGCGCCUCGUCCCGUUUCCCCAGCAAUAUCCGCUUGGUUCGAGGCGUGAACAAUGGGUACCACGAGGCGGAUGAUCCUAAUGGUAGAAUGACUUCAAUAUUCAACGAAUCGGCACCUGCGCCCUUACUGUAUUCACCAUCAUCAAGUCUUGUGUUUGCACGCCGCAAACGAUCUGCGUUCAAAGGGCCUAUGGUCCACACUGCAAAUCUCAUGGUAUCUGGCGGCAUGGCUGCCCCGGAGUUUCCCCGUAGUGGUGCUGCCGUCGCGGAGACCUCAAGCGCAGCUCGACCUGUGGCGCGAAAGAGCCAAAUCAUAGAAGAAGACAUCGAGGAAGAUGAGGAUAUCGAAGAAGUCGACGCAUUUACAGGAACGGAAGAGGAGCCUGGAUCGCCCACUGAAAUGAAGACCGACGAACACACAGGGCUGGGGUGUGCUAAUGACUUGUCUGGGCGAAGCUCUAAGCCUGUUCUUGCCCCAGCUCCUGACCUUGACACCAGUCCAAUGCGUCCUCCACGCUCGUCUUCACUCAAGGCGUCGAAGUUGAAGGCAGCAGCUGGCAAUUCUCCGAGAUCAGUGCGUUCCGGGAAGAGAGCCAUGACAUAA
Messenger RNA from Aspergillus caelatus, 3831 nucleotides. Its product is annotated as serine/threonine protein kinase. Lineage: Eukaryota; Fungi; Ascomycota; Eurotiomycetes; Eurotiales; Aspergillaceae. The transcript is spliced from 9 exons. The coding region runs from base 1 to 3831 and encodes 1276 amino acids. Gene Ontology annotation, cellular component: cytoplasm. Gene Ontology annotation, biological process: protein phosphorylation; intracellular signal transduction. The record is from RefSeq and is a predicted model, not a curated record. Gene Ontology annotation, molecular function: protein serine/threonine kinase activity; ATP binding.